Lingula anatina is the source of this 358-nucleotide messenger RNA. RefSeq names its product LYR motif-containing protein 9. NCBI's taxonomy places the organism in Eukaryota, Metazoa, Brachiopoda, Lingulata, Lingulida, Lingulidae. The record is from RefSeq and is a predicted model, not a curated record.
UCCAGCAUGAUUGCUUGCUUGCAGCUGAGCUGAUAAUAUAACAUUUCUUACUGUGUCUCUGUAGUUGAAUUAUGAGCUCAAAAAGUAUCAAAACUCCAGUCCAGCUUUACAUGCAUUUAUUGCGACAAGUGAGAAAGCUGCCAAAAGAAGCACAGCCUUAUUACAAGAAUUACGUGAGACAGGGGUUUAACAGUCACUCUGAUGAAGAUGAUCCAGAACGCAUCCAAAUGAUCAUAGAGAGGUCAGUUAAGGAUGCAGAAUGGAUUGUAAACAAGUACACCAAAAAUGAAACAUGACAUGAAUUAUGGAAAAGCCAGUGGAAGUGCCAACAGCUUUGAAGAGGCCAAAUGAGCUACUA